AUGGACAUCAAGAAUCACAAGACUGAGGAACCUAGGAAGGCCACCAGCCUGGACGAGAAGAUCGCCAAAGUGAGGAGGGGAAGGAGGAGAGCGCAGGAGGAGCAGACAAAACAAGAAACAGCAAAUGGAGGUGCUGAAGAGGCUGCACAGGAGGCUAAGGCAAGCCUUGAAGAUAGUGAGGAGGAAGAAGAGGAGGAGGAAGGCUACUCCUCUGCAGACGAGGGAAUCUUCUCAACAGCAGACACACUCAAGGUGAAGGGGAAGCAGAAGCGGAGAAGAGGGGGAGGAGAAGAGGAUCUCGCUAUCCAAGAAGCGGAGCUGUUCUUUGGGGAAGAUGCCUCGCAUUACGAUGACAGCCUGUCCUUCCAAGACAUGAACCUCUCGCGCCCCUUGCUGAAGGUAGCUGGUCCCAGAGCCGGGGGAAGCAGUGCCGGGAGGGGGUCUCUUCCAGGGAAGACGGCGGCCUUCGCCCUGCCCGUCUUGGAGCGCUUGAUCUACAAACCCCGGCAGGCCCCCGUGACCCGCGUCCUGGUCCUGGUGCCGACCCGAGAGCUGGGCAUCCAGGUGCACGCGGUCACCCGGCAGCUGGCGCAGUUCAGCAGCAUCACCACCUGCCUGGCCGUGGGCGGCCUGGACCUCAAGAGCCAGGAGGCGGCCCUGCGGGGGGGCCCCGACAUCCUCGUGGCCACCCCGGGGCGCCUGAUCGACCACCUGCACAACUGUCCCUCCUUCCACCUGAGCAGCAUCGAGGUCCUCAUCCUGGACGAGGCCGACCGGAUGCUGGACGAAUACUUUGAGGAGCAGAUGAAGGAGAUCAUCCGGCUCUGCGCGCGGCAUCGCCAGACCAUGCUCUUUUCGGCCACCAUGACGGAGGAGGUGAAGGACUUGGCGUCCGUCUCCCUGAAGAACCCGGUUAGGAUCUUUGUGAACAGCAACACGGACGUGGCCCCGUUUCUGCGCCAGGAGUUUGUCCGCAUCCGGCCCAAUCGUGAAGGGGACCGGGAGGCCAUCGUGAUCAAUUUCACGAUGCCCAACACCACGAAACAUUACGUGCACCGCGUAGGGCGUACGGCACGGGCAGGGCGCGGGGGCCGCUCCGUGUCCCUGGUGGGGGAGGAGGAGCGCAAGAUGCUGAAGGAGAUCGUCAAGGCGGCCAAAGCGCCAGUCAAGGCCCGGGUGCUCCCCCAAGGUGGGUGUCUGAACACUGCCAAGCGGAAACUGGAGGCUGGCGGGCAGGAGGCAGCGGAGGGCGUCAGCCGCAGCUGGUUCCAGACCAAGGAGGAGAGGAAGAAGGAGAAGCUGUCCAAGGCCCUGGAGGAGUUUGACCUGGCCUUGCGUGGCAAGAGGAAGAGGGAGAAGUUCAUGAAGGAGAGGCACAAGAAGGCCCAGAUGACGCCUGAGGAACGGUCCCAGUUUGAGAUCUUGAAGGCCCAGAUGUAUGCUGAACGCCUGGCAAAGAGGAGCCGCCGACCCGCCCGAGCCCGGGCCAUGCCGGAAGAUGCUCCGCCGGCAGGCCGGGGAAAGCCGAAGAAGAAAGUGUCUGUGUUCGAUGAGGAGCUCACCAAUACCAGCAAGAAGGCCCUGAAGCAGUAUCGGGCCGGGCCCUCCUUUGAAGACCGCAAGCGCUUGGGCCUCGCCUCGAGGAGGAAAGGGGGCAACUUCAAAUCCAAGGCCAGGUACAGGCGGAAGUGAGAAGAGGAACUCCCCCCCGGCUUGCCCGUGCCGCCCUCUGCAAGGUAGUGGGAGGCAGCAGCUGCAGCCAGGGACGAAGAGGCUGACUCCCCCCGGCUUCCCUCCUUGCAGGGCCUGCUCAGCCGGACUCUGCGCACUCUGCCCUCUUGGUGGAGCUCUUCUUCAUGAGCACCUUUUUAGUAAAAAUGUCUUCUAAUUCUGUCUCAGACGUGAUGUGUUGUCCACGUGGGCAGCUAAGGGGGUCGGGGCACCUUCCCUGGGAUACACAAAUGUGUGCCUGCCUGCGCCCGUGCCAAAUCGGAAAUGCACAGUCAAGAGUCCAACAAGGUAGAUGAAUAUCUGUUUAAUGCAUUGAGACAGGGAAUACAGGGGGCUUGAGUGCCUUUGCACCUCAGCCAUUCCGAGGCUGCCUCCUGCCA
Gekko japonicus is the source of this 2111-nucleotide messenger RNA. RefSeq names its product DEAD-box helicase 27 (gene DDX27). Gene Ontology annotation, molecular function: ATP binding; nucleic acid binding. Lineage: Eukaryota; Metazoa; Chordata; Lepidosauria; Squamata; Gekkonidae. The transcript is spliced from 16 exons. The record is from RefSeq and is a predicted model, not a curated record. The coding region runs from base 1 to 1692 and encodes 563 amino acids.